Molecule: messenger RNA, 2817 nt
Organism: Pseudogymnoascus destructans
Lineage: Eukaryota; Fungi; Ascomycota; Leotiomycetes; Thelebolales; Thelebolaceae
Exons: 2
Coding region: 371-2707 (778 amino acids)
Biological process (GO): endoplasmic reticulum to Golgi vesicle-mediated transport; protein localization to phagophore assembly site
Cellular component (GO): TRAPPIII protein complex; phagophore assembly site; cytoplasmic vesicle
Source: RefSeq, a predicted model, not a curated record
UACUGUACCUGGAAGUUUCCCGUGGAGUACAGGAACCUUAAUUCGCUGACGGGUGUGAAUAGUAAAUGGCUCCAUAAAGAUCGUCAACUACGACCUCUUGUCUUGACAUAGCCCGCAGUCCCCGCAGUCCCGCAGUCGCAGCAUCUUUCGAGCCACUAUACGAUGCCAUUUGAUUUAUACUCUUUCGUUCUUGCUAUCUACGUCUUCAAAUCCAGAGCAUGCCUUGUAAGGUAGUCCUGUCUCGUCAGCAUAUGCACAGCUGGUAGUUGAUAACUUCAGCUUCGAAUGAGACUUCAAAUUGAGGAUCGAGCCCAUAUCUGUUCCGAACCGCAUACCCCACACAUUCCAACACCCGGGUCGGUUGGCCUUCAUGACAUCAAUCAAUGAUGGAGCUCCUCAUGGACAGUCGCCCUCCCAAGCAGCCAGCUCCCCGCCAGCGAGGCUACCGCGAACAAGAGAUAAUACAGAUUUACAAUCCCCAGCCUCUUCUAUAUCAAGUCUACCAUACAGGCCCAACGCUGCUGCUUCUGUCCUAUUUGCGGCGACAACACCGCCCGGUUCACGGCCUCUGUCACCUAGUGCAGGUAUAACGACCCCGAAUAUACCUUCUGGGUCAAUAUUUGGUGGGGGAACACCUCACGAAGGCGCCCCACACGACGGGCCUGCCAGUCAUGGAGACGACCCAAGGCCACUGAUAGCACACGCUUUCGUACCCCAUAUUGCUGUUUUUCCGUCCCAAGACACAGACGACCUUAUUGGGGAAAAGGGGUUUUCCCGAGGUCUGUGGCAGCUGCUACGACCAUUUGGCGACCAUGUCCAGGGGAAAGUAAUCAUUCGGGAUAGCAUCGGUGCAAGCAGGGUCUGCGAAGACUUCUCAGUGCGCUUCAUGCAGCUUGGGAGUGAAUACGAGCGUCCCGUACAUUCAGGAAACCUAAAGAGUUCAACUGCGCAAAUAUCGAAGAAGAAUGAGCAGCAUAUCACCCAGGAUCAAUUUACUGCGACAGGGGGAAAUAUAGAGGCUGUUGAGAAUGUGGUUGACUUGCACCUGGAAUACGCAGAGAAUUUCCCUGGUGUUGGGUAUCAAGACCACCUGGCUGGAAGACAUUUACCCACAGCUGAAUCCGAAUUAUCGCCCUUCUACUCGUUGUACCUGAGGAGGCUCCUGUCAGGGAUGCCACUGGCUCCACACGAAACAUUCUGCCAUCCAGUUGCGUGUAUCAUUGCAAUAAGUUCACGCAAUCCCAACCCGAUAGAAGAACUCCGUCGGCUCUAUGAAGAGGCAACAAGGGGUGAAAAGCGAUUGCCGCCAUGGGUUAAUGGCGAGUAUUUACGCUAUUAUGUUCUUGUGCAUGACGAAGAACGAGACGAUAUCGGCAAGGCAAUGAGCUUGUUCGACCAGAUGAAACGUCAUUUUGGUCUGCAUUGCCAUCUUCUGAGGCUGCGAAGCAGUCGUUGCGUCGCCACAGAUGACGAUAGCAUACCUCUUCCUACUUGUGAGUGGAUGUCAGCUACCGAGGAACUGCUGGAUAUCCAAGCAAGAGAAGACCAAGACGGACUAGAUAUCACUCCUCCUUGCAUUUUUGAGUCGGAUGCUACAGCGAUUACCACGUUCAUUCGGGAGAUGGUUACUCAAUCUGUAGUACCAUCAAUGGAAAGGUGCAUAUCAACAUGGAAUGGCCAAGUUGCAUCGAGGCGCCGUGGGAUUAGCGGCCGCUUCAUGAGCCUGUCUAAGAAGUGGACGGUGUUUGGCAACAGCUCCAAGACAUCUUCUGGGGGUCCAGGUGCUGGUGGGUCCGGCAAUAACUAUGACUCCGUUCAUGGGUUUUACCAGCCUGAUACACCGGAAUCAAUAAUGCGGAAGCUAGCCGACUAUGCCUUCAUGUUACGCGAUUGGAAAUUAGCGCAGUCAGUGUACGAGCUGUUGAGGUCCGACUUCAAUAACGACAAAGCGUGGAAGUAUUAUGCAGCCGCCAGCGAGAUGGUUGCUGUUAGCACCCUUCUUGCCUCACAGGCUAUGAGCUCCAAAGUCCGAAUAGAAUCUGUUGAUCAAAUGCUGGAGGCUUCGUGUUACUCGUACCUCACACGUUGUAACUCACCAUACGGGGCUUUGCGGUGCCUUACCCUGAGUAUGGAAUUGCUCAAAAUCCGCGGCGAGUCAGCUUCGGAAGCUGCUGCCAAAUGGGGAACAAAGAUAAUCGAAAGCAACAUACUUGGAGCAACAGGAGAUGCCCUGAUGAAAGAGAGGGUUGCGACUUGUUACAGGUCCCGUAAGGGGACAGGAUCUGGAGGCUGGGGAAGCCGGUCCCGAAAAUCGGCAUUGUGGGAUAUCUUGGCCGCUGAUAAAUGGCUUAUUUUAGGUAAAUAUGUUCAAGCUCAGAAAUUGCUGGGCCGUGUCCGAAACGUAUAUGACAUCUCGGCGAGCAAGAAGGGAAUAUCGGGGUUCAUCGCCGCAAACGAAUUUUUGAUUGGCCUUGAACAAGACUUGAAGAGGGCAUCACUCUCUGGCGAGGGCCAGAUUGCUCAAGAGGUUUCUGAGGAUAUUGAAACCGAAACUUUUGAAGGACGCGAAACAUUACACGCGCGAACGCACCGGAAUAGCCUCAUAGGUGCCACCAUGCCGACAAUGGGAAGCCUAGAAACAGCACCGUUGCAUAUGGUACAAGAGGAUACAGGCGGCAAGGGAGUUAAAGAGGAUGAUUUUUCAUGAUUUAACUCUAUUCAUAUUGAACCCGCUGUAGAAAAUACUAGCCUUUUACCUUUAUAGUACAUAGUAUAAUGCGUCGUCAUGGAUCAACAAAUGUCUCAUUUAUCAAGUGC